Messenger RNA from Fusarium oxysporum Fo47, 1425 nucleotides. Its product is annotated as mitochondrial 2-oxodicarboxylate carrier. Bases 293 to 1216 code for a protein of 307 amino acids. Gene Ontology annotation, biological process: transmembrane transport. The record is from RefSeq and is a predicted model, not a curated record. The transcript is spliced from 7 exons. Lineage: Eukaryota; Fungi; Ascomycota; Sordariomycetes; Hypocreales; Nectriaceae.
CUUAAUUCUCGCCGUCUGUCACAGUGGAGGUUAUUAGUGAGGUUACGGAAUCUUAUCACUUAACCAUAGCGCGAUAAGAUCCAUACUCGUCCUACAAAGACGCACCACCAAAGAAAUUCCCUCCACUCCCCGGCCCGGUCUUCGCUCGGAGGUCGCCAUCUUCCCUUCCGUUGACUACCUCAGCUUAGCUUUCUCUCUUUCUUGUCAACUUGCGACAACUCUCCGCUCAACCUCUUCUUUUGUUCUUCUGGUCUUCCUUCAUCUUUAUUCGGUCGCCUGUACAGUCGUCACAAUGUCCAACCCUAACGACAAGCCCCUCCCCUUCAUCUACCAGUUCGCCGCAGGCGCCAUUGCCGGCGUCUCGGAGAUUCUGGUGAUGUACCCUCUUGACGUUGUCAAGACCCGAGUCCAAUUGCAAACUGGUUCCGGUGCUACCGCUGAGUACAAUGGCAUGCUUGACUGUUUCCGCAAGAUCAUCAAGCAGGAGGGUUUCUCACGACUCUACCGCGGUAUUUCCGCUCCCAUCCUCAUGGAGGCUCCCAAGCGUGCUACCAAGUUCGCUGCCAACGAUGAAUGGGGCAAGGUUUACCGAAAGAUGUUUGGCGUCGAUAAGAUGAACCAGCAGCUCUCCAUCCUCACCGGUGCCUCUGCUGGUGCUACCGAGGCUUUCGUCGUCGUUCCCUUCGAGCUCGUCAAGAUUCGUCUUCAGGACAAGGCUUCCGCUGGAAAGUACAACGGCAUGGUCGAUUGUGUCGUCAAGACUGUCAAGAACGAGGGUCCUCUUACUCUUUACCAGGGUCUUGAGAGUACUAUGUGGCGUCACAUCCUCUGGAACGCUGGUUACUUCGGCUGCAUUUUCCAAGUCCGACAACUUCUCCCCAAGGCUGAGACCAAGAGGGCUCAGAUCACCAAUGAUCUCAUCUCUGGUGCCAUUGGUGGCACCAUCGGAACUGUUCUCAACACUCCCCUGGACGUUGUCAAGAGUCGAAUUCAGAACACCCCCAAGGUCCCCGGUCAGGUUCCCAAGUACAACUGGGCCUUCCCUGCCGUAGGAACCGUUUUCAAGGAGGAGGGUUUCGGUGCUCUCUACAAGGGUUUCUUGCCCAAGGUUCUCCGUUUGGGUCCCGGAGGCGGUAUCCUCCUGGUCGUGUUCACAACUGUUAUGGAUACCUUCCGCAGCUGGCACUACCCUGCCACUGCGGAGCUCAAGAACUAAGUCAUGCAAUGAGCAUGGGGUUAAAAGAGCACUAAAAAGAGAUACCAGGCCACAUUAUGCAGCGAUUAGAUAAGUUGCGGACGACAUGCAUCAAUUCAAGUUGUAAUAUUCGCACCCUUACCCUGUAGAAGUUGGUCGCACAUGGUUAUAUAGACAUUGCAAGCCGUGUUUUGGGGCAAUUUGGGGGUAUUUAUUAGCAAUUAUCUGUG